AACAUUAUACGGCUAUGCAGUGCAAUUUUCAUUUAAUAAUGUAUUUCCUGCAUUCUUUUUUAGUUUCGAAAAUCAUUGAAAGCAAUAAUUAAUGGUUUGUCCCUACAUAAAAACGUACCUUGAACUGAUGUUCGUUUGUUUUGUGUAUUGAAAUAGUCAGAUUGUUUUAUAGUCUACGAAAGAAUCCUAUUUGUAAAGCAAUGUUUAAAUAAAGAUUAACAUUAUUUGUAUAUAUAUAUAUGUCAUCUGUAAUUGAUAAACUUGGAAUUACUGUAUUAUAACCGGUUAUGAUUAAGAAAAUUCCGAAAUGAUUUCCAAAACUGUGUGCAUUACACAGGAAGGUCCAGCAAAUGCAUUAGCACUUAACAAAGAUAAUAGUCAAGUUGUUAUAGCUGGACGUAAUGUUUUCAAAAUAUUUACAUUGUUAGAAGAUAGAUUUGAAGAAGCUUGUAAUUUGCGAGUUGGAAAGAAUUUGAAUUUAAAUUUUUCUUGCAAUGAUGUUGCUUGGAAUCUCAUUGAUGAUCAUAUAUUAGCAACAGCUGCUACAAAUGGUGCAGUAGUAGUUUGGAAUUUGAAUAAGGCAUCUAGGUCCAAGCAAGAACAUGUUUUUAUUGAUCACAAAAGAACAGUAAACAAAGUAAGUUUUCAUAUGACAGAACCUAUGUGGCUAAUAUCUGGUUCUCAAGAUGGUACUAUGAAAUGUUUUGAUUUAAGAAUAAAAGAAGCCACUAGAACUUUUUAUAGUAACACAGAAUCGGUACGCGAUGUACAGUUCUGUCCACAUUCACCGCAUACUUUUGCUGCUGUUUCUGAAAAUGGCCAUGUACAACAAUGGGACUUACGUAAACCGGACAGGUACUUUCAACAUUUUACUGCUCAUAGCGGUCCCAUAUUUGCUUGUGAUUGGCAUCCUGAAACUACCUGGCUUGCAACUGCUUCCAGAGAUAAAACUAUUAAGGUUUGGGACUUAUUAGGUAAGCCUAGUUGCGAUUACGUUAUACAUACGAUAGCAUCGGUAGGUCGAAUUAAAUGGAGACCGCAAAGAAAGUACCAUAUAUCCAGCUGUGCUCUUGUCGUGGAUUGCAGUAUAAACGUAUGGGAUAUCCGCAGACCGUAUAUACCUUUUGCAAGUUUUAAUGAACACAAAGAUGUUCCAACUGGUGUAGCAUGGAGAGGCAGUCCUCACUCCUUCUUAUCGACUAGCAGGGAUUGUACAUUAUAUCAUCACGUGUUCAAAGAUGCUACUAGACCAGCAAGUAAAGCAAAUCCACAAGGUAUUGCAUUGAAUCCAAAAGGAGAUAUCGCGUACGCGUGUAAAGUAAAUGUUCAUGUUCAAACGACGAUGAAACAAUUGACUAACAUAAUGAGGAAAACACCAGCGACAAACGAUACUUUUUGUAUAGCAUCGAGUGUUAUGCAUAGAUUUUCCAUAAACAUGCCACGAGAACCAAAGUGGUUUAAAGCUUGCGCUGAGGGUUACUUACUUUCUGGGAGAUUAAAUGACAUUUGUGAUCAUAAUGCUACUGUUGCUAGAAAUGCCGGUAGAAAUGAUAUUAGUACAGUAUGGAGUAUCAUAAAAACUUUGUAUGCGAAUCCUAUGGGUUCUAUUUUAAAAACACCCCCAACUGCUUCUAAAGAAGAUAUAGUGAAUACAUUAAAUUUAGCACAGAUCACAAUAGCACCCGGUAUGGAUCAGUCAAGCGCAGGUCACGAAAACGAUGUAAAAUCCUUACAAGGAGAAGUAACCGGUGCAACUAGCGGAGGCGAUGAUGAGACCGAGACGGACGAAACACCGGAAAAUCAACAUUCUAUAGGGUCAAUGUUACCUAGUUACAAACGAGCAUUUAUUGAUCACAAAGGACCGUCUAAGGGUGACUUUUUAUUUGGAGAAAGCGAAUUCGAACCGAUGACAAUGGAAUACACUUCUAGUUAUAUGCAUAAUAUAAUGGCCAACGAUAACGAUUGGACGUUAUCUAAGGAAGCUUUUCCAUUGCGACACGAAAUAAAAGAUAGAUCUCCACCGCCAGAACAAUUCCCUAAUCAUCCACCGGAUAUUAACGAAGAUUGCGCUUCGUUAAUGAUCGAGGAUCAACCGAGCCAAUUAAUUGUUUCGAAUAUCCCUAAACCACAAUUUUGGGAUCCUACGAACUUAAUUGAAGAAGCUUUAAAACACCACGCGGCUCUCAGGGAUAUACAGACUUCUGCAUCGAUCCUAAUCGCGCUAGGAGAGAAACGAAAAGGCUUGAAUAUUGAAACUGCUGUCCAAGAACAUUGGAUACUGGAGUAUUUAGAUAUGCUUGCGAGGUUUAAGCUGUGGAACGUUGCUACACAGAUAAUUCAGUCGGUCUGGAUUCCAUCUGUAUCACAGUUGAAUCAGCAAUCGACGGUAAUACACGCUUGUUGUUUAACUUGUACAAAGCCAUUGCAAAGGGCAGCGUGGUUCUGUGAUCGAUGCCAUUCCUCUCACCAUGCACUCUGUUCUGUUUGUCAUCAGGUUGUUCGAGGGAUAUACGUGUGGUGUCAAGGAUGUACGCACGGAGGUCAUGUUGUUCACAUGAACGAGUGGUUUAGCUGUAAUCGACAAUGCCCAACGGGUUGUGGUCACAUGUGCGAGUAUACUUAAAAAUUUAUGGCAAAGAUCACGAUGUUUUACUGUUCUGAGCUUCGCUCGUAUUUCUCAAGGUUUGUAAAAUUUAUGACUGUAGAAACUUGAUUUAUGAGUGACCGAAUCAGAAGGGGGAUUAAAUUAUUUAUUGACUAUAUUUUUGUAAUUUAUAGAGUAAGACCUGUAAUUCUAAGGUAUUACAUGUUUUCUUCUUGCAGUACAAAUUUUACAAAAAUAUAUGUAAACAUUAGCAAACAGUGUAGUUCUUCUUAAGAGCCAGUAACAAAAGGCAUACGCAGAUCGACGUUAUAUCACUUCCGUUUCUCGGUUGUAAUGUACCGAGAAAAUUUUCAAAAACUAUUAAAAUGUACGAAUACUUAUCACAGGAAGGAUCGAAAAAAGUUAAUAGAAAAAUUGUUUAACUAUU
Messenger RNA from Osmia bicornis bicornis, 3032 nucleotides. It is a transcript of the gene Wdr24, whose product is annotated as GATOR complex protein WDR24. Bases 308 to 2623 code for a protein of 771 amino acids. The transcript is spliced from 12 exons. NCBI's taxonomy places the organism in Eukaryota, Metazoa, Arthropoda, Insecta, Hymenoptera, Megachilidae. The record is from RefSeq and is a predicted model, not a curated record. Gene Ontology annotation, molecular function: protein binding. Gene Ontology annotation, biological process: positive regulation of TOR signaling.